Messenger RNA from Aegilops tauschii subsp. strangulata, 780 nucleotides. NCBI's taxonomy places the organism in Eukaryota, Viridiplantae, Streptophyta, Magnoliopsida, Poales, Poaceae. The record is from RefSeq and is a predicted model, not a curated record.
AUGCCUUCCUGGAAUGACGGGGAUACGAGCUCAGAGGAUGAGUGCGACGUCACAAGCAUGGACAUGGCUCUUUGGGAGACCCCUGACACCAUCGUGGAGCCUCUUUUCUGUGGCCAGCUGGAGCUUUCUAAACCCACCUGCAUGAUGCACCACAUGAGGCCAAUUAAGUGUGUGGCAUUUGAAGGAACCUUAACUGGAAGGCGUUUCUAUGGUUGUCCAGUGCAGCAGAGUGAAGGUGUUAACUAUGGUGUUACUGAGUGGGUUGACAAGCCCUGGCAUCCAAUUCUUCAGAAUUGCUUGUCCAGGCUGUGGGACAUGUACCAUGAACAGAAUUGUGGCAGGGUAGUUGAUAAGCAGAAGUAUGAGAAGCAUUUGGCCAAGCUUAAGACUGAAAAUGACAAGUUGUGCAUUGAGUACACAAAGCUUGUCCAAGAUGUAUCCAAGAUGUUUGAUUGGCAGGAUGGUAGGGUAGGCCACAUGGAUAACCAGAAGGCAGUUGAGGAGGAAGAAUUUGAGAAGAAGAAGAAAGAGGUAGAAGAGAGAGCUAGGUUGGAGGUUCAGAUGGAGAAGCUCAAACUUGCCAAGGAACAAAGGUGCAUUUUACAGAGCCAAGCUGACAUUAUCAAGAAUACCAGGAAGGCAAAGAAGGAGGUUGAACAGGAGAGAGAUUUGCUUAAGAUAGAGAAGGCCAAGCUUGAGCAUGUGGUGAAUGAGCUGCUGAGUGAUGGGCAUGCAAGCAAGGAGAAACUUGAGAAAAUCAAGGCCAUCCUUGAUUCAUGA